AGAGAUGCGUCGUCGUGUCGCCUGAAGGGACGUGCGGCGACGAGGCUCCUCUCGCGCCGACGAAAUUUGCUCACACCUUUUUUUCUCGAGGCCCGUGCUCUUGUGCAUCCCCUUCCGUAACUGACGCGAUAUCCCCGUCCGUGUGCGUGCGUGAGUCGCGAGCGCGCGACUGAGUGGUGUCAUCGUCGUGUGAUUUUUUUUUUUUGUGCAGUUUUUUUGAACGGUGUCAGAAGAGGACGAGUCGUCGAUCGCCACCGUAACGCUGCUGCCCCGUUUGUGUAGUGACCGUGAUUUGGCGGCGCGCGAAGGAAAGGAUGGUGUUUCGUGUUGACUAGUGAAACAGACGUGCGCGCGUUGUGACGAAGCCGUUUGACGAUUCGGAACCGUGUCACACCCUGCGCUUCCCAAGUGUUGUUGUUGUCAUCGUCGUCGUCGUCGUCACCUGGCGUGAAAACGAUUUGGGUCCUCGAGGCAUUCGCGACGCAUCGUGGUCAACUGGGUGAGGGCGUUACGAGACAUCGCGAUUCCUACUUGGCUUACAGGGAUGUCAUCUCCCUCCAUCUGAAGCCAGCUUUGCCCGCAACGACGUCCACAGUGAAAGCGAUAUCGUCGAAGUUCGGUCAAGGAACAUCCACGUGACACACUGCGACGGCCACGGUAUCGGCUGUGGCUUUGUCGAUGGCUUCCGAGAAGCUCGUCGGCCUCCGUUGAAAUCCACAGGUGACGACGACGCGUGGCAAAGGCGCGCGCGCGCGCGCGUGCGUCUAUAAUCGGCUUCAUUUUUAGCGAGAGAGGCGAAUCGACGCGUAACCGCGAAAUACGCGCGCGCUUCAAGUGCGCCGUUCGAGUAGGCAGCGGCAACAAUGUACCGGGACGGUGAAGUGAUCCUCGAAGUGGAAUGCGGCGGCAACAAGGGACUGCUGUACCUGUCGCGGCUCUGCCAGGGCUCGAAAGGGCCGUGCAUUCUCUUCAGGGAUACCUGGCUGACCCCGAACGAGUUCCAGUACGUGAGCGGACGUGAAACGGCCAAGGACUGGAAGCGCAGCAUUCGCCACCAUGGCAAGUCGAUGAAGUUGCUGCUGGCCAAAGGCGUGCUCUCGGUGCACCCGCCGGUCUGCGACUGCUCGGGCUGCAGGAUCGGAUCACCUCUGCAGCAGUCUCUGGGCAGCACCGUCGGCGGCCUCCGCAGCGACCGGCUCAUAUCGGGCGGGGAGGCGGCCAAGCGGGCCGGAGCCGGAGGCCAGAGCCCCUCGGAUGGCCACAGCCUCGCCGCUGCCUCCGCCGGUGGGGCCGACGACAACGCCGAGCUGCAGGGCGGCGCCUCGACGCAGCAGCUGCAGUCCUCUUCAGCAGCCGCAGCAGCAGCAGCAGUCUCAGCAGCAGUCUCGGCCGCGGCGGCGACCGCAGCGUCGUCUCCCGCGUCGCUGCUGGCGUCGCUGAACGCCGGGGCCGCCCUGCUUGCCGCCCGGCAGUCGCAGCAGCAGCAUCAUCAGUCGCCCAACCUCCUCCUCGGGUCCGCCUUCAACGCUAUGGAAGCGGCUCGCAAACACUCCCUAGCAGACAGCGCGAGUCCAGAGCCAAAACGCGAGAGCCGCCUCACGUCCAUCAUCGACCAGCUGCUGAUCAACAAGACCAAGGACUACUUGCAGCAGUGCAGCGACCUCACGAAGAGCACCAACCACCACAACAACAGCAACGACACUUCCCAGUCGCCGGCGCUUGACCCAGGCACACACAGCAGCCAGCCGUCGAGUCCUCUGUCCCGCAACUCAGCCGGCACCGGCGCCGAGAACACCGACCGGCUCGAUAGCGACGUUUCGGACCGCCUCAGCAGCAGCAUCGCCUCGGGAUCCGAGGAAGAGCCGCUCGACAAACCGGCGGCGGCGAGCAGCGGCGCGACGAGCAACGGCGGUGUCGUGGGUGUCGGUCCGGCGGCCGGCGUGACGACGGCGAGCCGACGCAAGCGGUCGUCGGCGGCUGCGUCGCAGCUCCUCCCGGUCAACGGGACGGCGCUGCUGACGCACCCGGCCAGCGACAUCAAGGUGGAGAGGCUGUCGCCCGAGUCGGACACGGCGUCGCCACAGUCUUCACCGUCUCCGGCGCGGGUCUUCCCGCCCGGACUCGGUUUCGUGUUGGGCCUGCGGCCGGGCCUCGUGCCGGGACACCCGUUCCCACCGGGAGUCAUCGCGGCGGCCGCCGCACAGGCUGCCGUCGACAGGCAGACGCUGGCCGCGCCGGCGCUCAAGCAGGUGGAGAUGAUGACGAGGAACUACUCGGACUUCAUGAGGUCGCUUGCUGCCAAGUACAACAACCCGACCGGACAGGACGGGUUUGGUUUUAGCCCAAGCAAUGGAGGCGUGCCUCCGGGCCUGCUUCGAGGCUUCGAGCCUCCGUUCCCUUUCAAGGCGGCGGGAACGCCUCCGCUGCAGACGUCGGGUCGCCAAAGCGCGGGCCGAGACGGCGGCAGCGGCGGCGGGGUCAACAACAACAACAACGCCGCGUCGCACGCGGCCAACGUCGCCGGAGGAGGCAAUGUUGAUUCCGAGUCCGCGGGUCACGCGACGCCCAACCACGGCCUGCCGCCUCACCACGGAGGAGGCCCCGUCGCCUCCGCAGCGCAGCCGCGCGCCACGCCACCCCUGAAGCCGUCGUCGGCCACGUCCUCCCCGCCGUCGGCGCUGCUGGAGCCGCAUCGGGGAAGCGCGCCCUUCAACCUCUCGGACUUCUCGUCGUCUCAGACCCUGCUGAACCUCGUGAGGACCGCGAGCGCACAGAGCGCCUCCCAACUCGAGACCUAUCUCCGCGGCGCCGUCAAGAGACCGCAUGACGGGGAGCCCGCGAGGGCCGACCCCCUGGACCUGUCGCUGGGCGGCACGGCGAUCAAGAGACCCCGGUCCACGGACAGCCCGCGGUCCUCCUCGGGCUCCAAGGAACCCGCGGACGGCGCGCGGACGCCGCCCCGCAAGCAGGCGACGUCUCCGUGGCUCUUGCAGUUGGAGGGCGCCCGGGGAGCGUCCAAGUCGCCCAAGCUACGUUGUGGCUCCGUAUGCUCGGACCAGGCGUCGUCGUUGCAUUCGCCGUGCAGCGGCGCCGUGGGCACCACCACGAGCGAGGGCGGUCAGCAGCAGCAGCAGCAGCAGCUGGUCGCCAAGUGGACGGUCGACGAUGUGGUCCAGUUCGUCGCCUCGGUCGAGUCCUGCCAGGAGUACGCCGAGAAAUUCCGGGAGCAGUCAAUCGACGGCACGAGCCUCCCGCUGCUGACCGAGGACCACCUGACCGUCUACAUGGGCAUGCGACUGGGGCCGGCGCUCAAGCUGCGCACCACGCUGGCCAAGAUGACGGGCCGUUGCACCGUCUGCAUGCACUGCAUCCACUGCCACGGAGAGGAGAACGACCGGCGCUCGACGUUCUCGGCAUCGCCGGCCUCAUCGUCGACGCCGGCAGCGACCGCCCCCGCCACGUCGGCCGCCGCUUCUACCGCGGGCUCCACCGCCGCCGCGCCGCCCCCGGCACCGGGCACCCCCGUUGGGGCGAGUACGCCCCCCGCUCCCCCGUCCGCGACGCCACCCAGGGCGUCGCCAGCGCCCGCUCACUCGCCGGCGUCGAGCAAGUGAGCUCGCGUGUCGUCUCCACACAAGCACGGUCGCGCAUGCUGCGAUUGGAAGAGACCCUUGCUCACCACAUGCCCCGAAAGGAAAGAAAAGAACACGCGUAUCAGUGCUCAAGGACCCGAAAGCAUCCGUGCGCGUUGUGUGUGUGUCUGUGCGCGCGCGUAAAUGCCGCUUGAGCGAACGAGCCACCGUCAUCGCCCUCCUGCCCAGAAGUCAGACACGUGUGUCUCUCUCGCAGCGCAGCGCCCCACACGCGAAGUCAAAAGCACGGACUCUUUAUCUUCUCCGCUGUCUCGCCCGAAAGCGAGAGAAAGAAAAGCCUCUCCUCAAACAAAGACGGCAGCGGCAGCGCCCUCACAACUGGUGGAGAGUCGUCCGCUGUGCGCGCCAACCAACUCCUUUUCGUGUCCUGCUGGUCACCUUCGCUUGCCAAGACUACAAAAGUCAACGACGGCGACCUCGUGAACCACUCUUCUUGUUGACGCUUACCCCAUGAAUGUGUGUGCGCGCCCUGCUCGGACGAACUCUCUCCUGGACGACCACCUCGAUGUCGGUGAACGCACUCACAACGAGCCAACGUCGACGGCGACCUCCUGCAGCCCACAACGGACUCCUUCGCGACAGAGAAAAGAAGUAUUCUGUGUGCCGGCGGACAGAUGGACAGUCAAACCGGCGUCGCAUUUCCGGCGUGUCGCUGAAGGGACACGAACUGUGCCGUUCAUGCUGCACCGCGGACUUGGAAGUGUGUGGGUCUGUUUUCUUUUGGCGGAUUGAUGUCCCGCGCUUGUGCACGCCAGACCCGAUCAGUGCACGCGCGUUCAAACCGUUCUCCAGAUGGCGCGCUGAGUGCACACACGUCAGGAGCCCUUCGCGUCUCCUCUUUACCGCCCUGGUAUUAUAGAGACCGGGGACGAUCCAUGACGGUUGGCGAAAGCGCUCGCGUCGCUCAAUUGCUUUAUUCUUUUUUUGUGGCCGGGCGAAGCGACGGCCUCGUAAUUUAUUCAACCCGAUCUCGGAGUUAGGAAAGUUCUCUCUCUCUCUCUCCCUAUGGAUAUACGUGUCCUAAGCAGUACACAAAGAGUCUGCUCGCGAGGCGAAAAAGGGGGCAGAGACACGAUUCCGCAACCUUCCCCGUAUCCGUUCGUCCCCCUGUCAGGUCGGUGUGUCAACUUGAUUAUUUUUUUCAUCUAAUGCUCAACGUUUCUCCUGUCCAGGUGCGUCGCGUACGCGCUUGUUUCGCGAUCGCGCGCGCGGAAGCUGAGGUUGACAAACACACACUCAUGCACGCGGUGGGUACUCGGCGACAUAUAACGACAGGGCGAUGUAGACGUCUCGCACAUCGUGACACCUUGACAGGGGACGUAAAGACGGCAUAAUAUACAGGAAGCUUUAUCGUCAGUCAACGCAAGGGGACUUGAGAAAGAGUUGUUGUACAACCCCGCAUGGAGCGGAGAACGGAUCCCCACGAUGACAAAGAAGUAAUAAUGACAAUAAUAGUAAUAAUAUUGACGAUGGCGAUGGUAAUAUCAUCGCUUACGUUGUGUUGCUCUGUAAGGAGUGAUGAAGGCAUCAUCACGCUGUGAUUGCGAUAUCUUCGGGAGGCCCGGUGUUAUACGUACGCUGCCGUGAGUGGCGGCCCGGCCUGUCGCCUCACUAUUCAUUCCAUGAAGAAAAAAAAAUUCGUUAUUUUUUCUCUUCGGUUGCUUGUUUAUUUUCUUCUUCCUUGCAUUUGUUUUAACUGUUUUUUGGGUUCUACCUUCCUUUGUGAGUCAAGGGUGUUUAAUGUGUCUUGCGUGUCACGUGUAUUACUCAUUCAUGCGUAUGGUUGUCAGCCACACACACCUUUUCACUGCAUGCGGUCGGAAACCCCCAGUUGUAAGAGAAAAAAAAAAGUGUCCUCACAUUCUCUCUCGCCGUACUGUUUCUCAAGCGAUGUGCGAGCGGUAGUUUCCUGCGAACUUUCAAAAGCGCUCAUGGUUAUACGAUGUUUGCAUCGGCGGGAACCGCCCGGCCGUUGGAAGUGAUUCUCGAAAGAACCAUAUUUCAUCCGCGUGAUCUGUUUCAUCUUAUGCGAACUGUUGAGGUGUGACGAUGCUUAUACCAUUAGCGGAUUGUGCGUGCGUGUGAGCUUCGCCUAUCACCCGUCCUUUUUCCAUCAGAGCUGUGUGUUCUUAGAAAUAUCCCUUUGAUUUUUUUUUUCAUUUUUUGAAUGGUUCUUGUUCGCGUUUGGUGAUCUCAUUCUAGUCAUAACCGAUGCUGAAAUGACAUAUGUGAAUUUGUUUUACGAAGCAAACGAGUGCUACUUUUUUAUAUGUGUGUGGCGAAUCGAAGUUUAUGCUUCUUAUUUUUCAUGAAAAAAAGGCUAGAACAUUCUACGAGCGUACCUUUUCAGUGUGGGGUCAGAAGAAAAGAAAGAAAGAAAGUUUGUGUGCUUAAUUAUGUUUGUUUAUUUUACCAUCUGUGUAUUCGGCAAAAUCUAGUGACUUGAAAGUUCUCAAGUCGUGCGAGUUGACUGUUGAGUCAACCGACGCUCUAAUGAACGGCAAAUGAUGAAACAAGGCAGCUGCCCCCCCUGACUAAUGAAGCAGUGAAAGUUUACAUGGAACCUAUACGUCGAGUUCUGACCACACUUUGCAUGGUUGUGAUGAAUGGCAUCGCGGCUAAUAUAUACGCUCAUGUAUUUAUGCCUUUGCCAAAUACUGUUUCCUCCUCCUAGUUUUCUUGGUUUGAAUUACUCCGUUUACCAAAUUUAUCGGCUGGCUGCGGUACUGACAGUAACUGCUUUCAGUAUUUGAAAACAAAGCAGACUGCCAGUUUCGCUCAAUGACAUUUAUGGAAACCAGAUAACGUGAGUGCAAAAUACGAUGUGCUCAUGGGAAUUCUACAUACAGGUGCAUUUCGAAUCACAGGGACAAAGUGAAUGACAGUCCUUUGGCGAGAAAAUUCACUUUAUGCCUAAGCUCAGCAACUCUGAACAGAAGGUAUGAACACAAUGGGGAGAUUCCUGCACUUCAUCAAAACAGUCGAUUGUCAAACAUCAAGAUCUCAGUGCCAGAUAAACUAUUGGUCUAUGGCAACGUGUUAUGCGAAACAAAAUUACAGCAUUGCCCGCCUGCAGAGUAAAACUCUGUUGCAUUCAUUAGAGUUGGUUUCUCCACUCCUUCGGCGCUGUAGUUUGUUGUACGAGUCAAAACAUCGUGCGAAAGAAUGCCCUUUAAUCACUAACUCAGAAUUUGCUGCAACCUUGCGGAAUUCCUAAAUUGGAGGCAAGCUCAGUAUCCCGGCGAAGAGAACCACUGUUCAUUAUGUUAUCACUCUGUGUUGUGGGCAGCGCCCAAUAUUGAUUGCUGUGGUUUUGCUCACGAGACAGAUUCUGUUGUUCCUUCAGUGAUAACGUGUGUCUGUGUGCGUGUGCUUUGCAACACAUUUGAAAAAAAAAUUGUUUCUUUCUUGGCCGCGGUUUCAGGGUGAACCCGCUGUGCCGCGCGGUAUUUGUUAUCCGCCUGCGGGAUUUGCCUUCUCUCUGUUCUCACUUUGUGUAUUCUCCUCUUCUUUUUUUUCUGUUUUGAGAAAGGAAGCAAAGAAGCCAUUUCGGGGUUUAUGUGUUCUGAGCGCGUUGGGGUGAAUUGUGUGUCGGCGCCCCGAAAUGAAAGAUGGAAGUUUUUAAUAUAUUUGAGUACCUCUAUUUAAAAGAAGAAGAAAAAAAAAAGAUGACCCGGAUGUAGGUUUCAUUGCGGAACAUUGUACAUACCGAUGUAUAUUGCAUGUAAAAUCAAGGUUCGAGAGAUAAAAACGUCGUCUACCCGUGAAGAAAA
Dermacentor silvarum is the source of this 7426-nucleotide messenger RNA. Its product is annotated as mucin-19. Lineage: Eukaryota; Metazoa; Arthropoda; Arachnida; Ixodida; Ixodidae. Gene Ontology annotation, molecular function: RNA polymerase II cis-regulatory region sequence-specific DNA binding; protein binding; DNA-binding transcription activator activity, RNA polymerase II-specific. The coding region runs from base 864 to 3614 and encodes 916 amino acids. The record is from RefSeq and is a predicted model, not a curated record. The transcript has 7 exons. Gene Ontology annotation, biological process: positive regulation of transcription by RNA polymerase II.